Messenger RNA from Microdochium trichocladiopsis, 1873 nucleotides. Its product is annotated as endoglucanase E1. The transcript has a single exon. Lineage: Eukaryota; Fungi; Ascomycota; Sordariomycetes; Xylariales; Microdochiaceae. The coding region runs from base 291 to 1637 and encodes 448 amino acids. The record is from RefSeq and is a predicted model, not a curated record. Gene Ontology annotation, molecular function: hydrolase activity, hydrolyzing O-glycosyl compounds.
CCCGCCUCGGGAAACCAACCAGAGCAGGAGGCCCAGCAAGGCCCGCCGCACGAGCCUCACUCGCAGCGUCAGCGGCUCACCAUCCUGCGACUGCUGCGGAUUCUCGUCUCAGGCCUCCUCCUCGUCCUCCUCCCAACUCGUAUUGUGUGCACUUUGAGAGCCAUGCUUGCCUAGAGGGCAAUCAUCUGGAUGGACCUGACGACGACGAUUGCGCAGACUGCUUCCUGAACGACCUCGGCUGUGCACCCUCCCUCCCCACCUCCGUCUCUCUCCGCCAGGCAUCCGUCCGAAUGUCGCACAACUCUGCCUCGCCAGGCCACUGCCGCUCGCCGCUGUCGGCUCUGCUCGCAGCCUCGAGAAUGCUCACCCUCCUCCUCAUCAGCUUCCUCCUGCUGGGCGGCUACUUCCAGUACAUCCGCACGGUCGAGGCCGCCCUCAACGAGCGCUGGACGCCCGAUGCCGGAGCCCGCCUCUUCAGUGAGCGCCCGCUGCCGCCUUUUAUCGAAGAGUCCGCCAUCACCACCUAUGCGCUGCCGCUCCACACGAGCGGGCGUGACGUCGUCGACGCCACCGGCCGCCGUUUCAAGUUUGCCAGCGUCAAUUGGUACGGCGCCAGCGACGAGAUCUUUGUCCCCGGCGGGCUCGACGUGCAGCACCGCUCCGUCAUUGCCCGGACCAUCCGCCUGCUGGGCUUCAACAGCGUCCGCCUGCCCUACGCCGACGAGAUGGUCAUCGAGAACCCCCACGUCCUGCCGCAUCUCCUCACGGCGAAUCCGGACCUCGUGGGCAUGCGCGCGCUCGACAUCUACGCCGCCUGUGUCGAGGCCCUGACCGACGCGGGCAUUGCCGUCAUCAUCAACAACCACAUCACCACCGCGACGUGGUGCUGCGGCGCCGACCCCUGCGACUCUGGCUGGGCCAACGACCACCUCGGCCCCAUCUGCCGCGUCUCCCAGUCAGAAGAGGACUGGAUCCAGCAUUGGGAGACGGUCAUGCAGCGCUUCGUGGAUAACCCGCUCGUCAUCGGCGCGGACCUCCGCAACGAGGUCCGCGGGGCAUGGGGCACAAUGCCAUGGAGCCGCUGGGCGGCUGCCGCAGAAAACUGCGGCAACCGCCUCCUGCGCAUGAACAGGGACUGGCUGAUCAUUGUCGGCGGGACCGAGUCGAACAACGACCUCAGCGGCGUCAGGCUGCGGCCCGUGGAGCUCGACGUCAAGAACAGGGUCGUCUACUCGGCGCACAUCUACGCGUGGUCCGGCUGGGGCAGCAAGGAGGGCCGCUACUCCAAGCGCAGCUACGCCUCCUUCACGCAGGCGAUGCGGCACAACUGGGCCUACCUCGUCGAAGACGACGUGGCCCCCGUCUGGGUCGGCGAGUUUGGCGCCCCGAGGCACCCGGGCCUGGGAGACAUCAACUACUGGGACAAUCUCCUGCGCUAUCUCAAGAAGCUCGACGCCGACUUUGCCUACUGGGCCAUCAACCCGCGCAAGCCGCACGACAAUGUCCUCGAGACAUACUCCUUGGUCGAGGACGACUGGCUCACGCCGAUCCUCGACUACCGCAUGCGCGACAUGACGGAGCUCAUUGCCGGGUCGAACCGGGACGAGUGGCUAAAGGACUAUAACGAGGAGCUCUAGUACCAUUUCCCUGCUGCUGGGCCCUUGACGUUGGGCCGUUGGGCACAUGGUCGUUGUGGCAAAAGGUGAUUUGAACAGCGGUAGCUACAUAUAUCAAAAUCACCACACCUGCGGGCAUUUAGCAUUCGGGCAUGUGACAUUACCCAGACGUCUGCACGACGUAAAGUUUGGAUAACAAUGCAUAUCGAGCGCGCUCAUCAGCAAAGUUUAGUAGAAUACGCUUUUUUGACUCGUAA